AUGGAAAAUCUUUCGAUCAGAGGACAACCUAUUGAGGUCAUUUGUGGACCCUUAUUACGAUAUAUAGAAAUUGAUUAUAAUCGACGUUUAUGGCGCGGUUCAUGUUUGAUUGUUAUCAAUUCCUCUCGCCCACCUUCCCUCACACUACAGAUGAUGAAUUCAUCCGGUCAUACGCAAAUGAUAAAGCCAGCCAAGAUAGAAGUGAUUGAUGUCUUUCGAAACCAGAUAGAUGGUGAUGGCCUUUCACAAGACACUUUUAGACACUUUGAAUUCCAUGUACCAGCCAUCCAAGACUCCAUGCGAUUCAUGUUUUAUUCAUGUAGUGGAUUUUCAGAUAUCCCACAGGAAAUAAAAGAUAAAUUUAAUGAAAAGGAAGCACCUCUAUGGCAGGAUGUGUUGGAUAGACAUGAAGUGAUGCCAUUUCAUGUCAUGUUAGGAGGAGGUGAUCAACUCUAUCAAGAUAGAUUAAUUCAUGAAGAUUUCAUGAAACCAUGGUUAGCUGAAAAGAAUCCUACUAAAAGACUUCAAAUGAAGCUUCCACAAUCUAUGAAGGAUGGAUUUGAAUUUUUUUAUUUUUGGAAUUAUGUGAAAAAUUUUGGAUUUAAAGAAAGUCCUGUACAGGCUCAAGCCUAUGCUUCUAUUCCGUCCAUUAAUAUGUGGGAUGAUCAUGAUAUUAUUGAUGGUUAUGGCUCUUAUCCGGCUGAUAUGCAAUCAGCAGAUUGUUUUCAAGUACUUUUUGCAAAUGCUUCUCGCUUUUAUUAUGCAUUUCAGCAACAUACAACAAUGGAACGCGCAGAAAAAGAUGGCAUGAUUCGAGGCUCAUUGCCUUCCUGUAAUCAUAUUCUUACUACCUUAGGACCUGAUAUCGGAUUCCUUGCAUUGGAUGCGCGAGGAGAACGUACGAAAUAUGAAAUUUGUAGCCAAAAAUCAUAUCAAAUCCUGUUUCAUGAAAUCUAUAGACGCACACCGCCCACUAUUAAACAUUUCAUGGUUUUGACAGGUGUUCCGUUAGUUUAUCCACGACUUACGUUAUUUGAAAAAGCAAUGGAGAGCGCAGCUAAUUUUAAUUUAGCUACUUUAGCGGGUAAAACGGGUUCUUUAGGUGACAUUAUCAAUGGUCAAUUGAAUGAAUGGAAUGGAGAUCCUGAAUUAUUAGAUGAUAUGAAUGACCAUUGGACAGCAGGCAAUCAUGAAUUAGAAAGAAAAGAAUUUAUAAAAAGAUUACAAACGUUUGCAAAGGAUACAUCUGUAAGAGUAUCAUUUUUAGGUGGUGAUGUACAUUGCUGUGCUACAGGUAGAUUAUAUUCAAAAGAUAUGAAAAAUAAAGAAGAAGGGGACCCCUACUUGAUGGUUCAAAUUGUUUCUAGUGCUAUCGUUAAUGUGCCACCACCUCAAGUGCUCUUGACCAUCUUGAAUCAAAAUUCAUCUUAUGUUACCUUUGAUGAAAAUAUUGAAGAAAAAAUGUACAAUCUUUUUAAAUUUUCGCCUAAUGGUAAUUCUAGAAAAAACAAAAAGUUAAUGGGAAUGCGUAAUUAUUGUGCAGGAUAUUAUAAUGAGAAUACGGGUAGCAUCCAUUUCUGGAUUCAAGCAGAAGCAGAAGUAGGCGUUAAAGGAACUAGAGGUUAUUUGGUAGAAGUACCAAAACUUGUAUUUGGUCAAGUAGGUGCAAAGCUUCAUACACAAAAUCAUAAACAACAUCUACUCUCUACCUCUAAUAAUAGCAUUCAUCCUUCAAAUGUAUAUACUUCUUCUUCACAACAGCUACAACAACAACAUCAUCAACAAAAUCCACAACAACAGCAACAGCAACAGCAACAGCAACAGCAACAGCAGCAGCAACAUAUAGGACCAGGAGGAUUUGUUAAACCUCCCUCUCAACAUUAAUUAUUAUUAUUGUGAUUAUUUGAUACGCUUUACACUAUAAAUUACUUGUCUAAUCAUACAUAUUCAUAUAUAAUCGCUUUAUAAUAAACUAUGUAAUAUAUAAAAAAAAUUAUGCAACAAGGUAAUACAUUUAUAGGAGAAGUUAAAAGGCUAUGAAAUUAUUA
This is a messenger RNA of Cokeromyces recurvatus, 2048 nucleotides long. RefSeq lists its product as uncharacterized. The coding region runs from base 1 to 1884 and encodes 627 amino acids. NCBI's taxonomy places the organism in Eukaryota, Fungi, Mucoromycota, Mucoromycetes, Mucorales, Mucoraceae. The record is from RefSeq and is a predicted model, not a curated record. Gene Ontology annotation, cellular component: membrane. The transcript is spliced from 7 exons.